AUGGAUGUUCCAAAGUUCAACGAACGCGAGAAAGCCCUUGAGAACGAUUACAUCCGCCGCAAGGAGUCCGUCGUGCCCGAUUCCUGCCUCUGGCAUUCGCCCCAGCUAUGGGCGGAGAAGUUCAAACCGGCCGCGCCGACUCAACCUGGCAAUACCCAAGCCUCAAAUCCGGGGCAGAAUGCCCAGCCGAAGAAGUGA
Messenger RNA from Cladophialophora carrionii CBS 160.54, 198 nucleotides. RefSeq lists its product as uncharacterized. Bases 1 to 198 code for a protein of 65 amino acids. The record is from RefSeq and is a predicted model, not a curated record. The transcript has 3 exons. NCBI's taxonomy places the organism in Eukaryota, Fungi, Ascomycota, Eurotiomycetes, Chaetothyriales, Herpotrichiellaceae.